Pangasianodon hypophthalmus (striped catfish) is the source of this 2590-nucleotide messenger RNA. RefSeq names its product threonine synthase-like 2 (gene thnsl2). The coding region runs from base 283 to 1737 and encodes 484 amino acids. The transcript has 9 exons. NCBI's taxonomy places the organism in Eukaryota, Metazoa, Chordata, Actinopteri, Siluriformes, Pangasiidae. Gene Ontology annotation, molecular function: pyridoxal phosphate binding. The record is from RefSeq and is a predicted model, not a curated record. Gene Ontology annotation, biological process: 2-oxobutyrate biosynthetic process; dephosphorylation.
UUUACUUCCAAACACUCUACAGAUGCUAUUUGUACUCUUACCAGCAGGGUGCAGUAUCUGUUUGUAGAGCUAUUCCUGGUACUUUGCUCUUUGCUCUUGUGUUACACUUAACUUUGCUCCCCUUCAUGCAUGCUACAUUCGCUGGUAUACUAAAUACUGUGCCUUAAUUACAGCAUACAACAAUCUGACUCACUAUUUAGUGCUCUUUUGGAUGUAGCUGCAGUCCCUGAGGCCUUCACUCAUCUGUAAUGUGUCUGUAAUAUUGCUUCAGAUACAGACGAGAUGCAGUACUGCAGCACACGUGGAGGGGUUCACGGCUGGGACUUCCGGGAUGUUCUCUUCUCAGCCUAUGCUCCAGACGGGGGCAUGUUCAUGCCUGAGACAAUUCCCUCAAUCUCCCCUGCCACUCUCCGAUCCUGGUGUUCUCUGUCCUACCAGCAGCUUGUGUGUGAAGUGUGUUCGCUCUUCAUCCCUGAGCAACUCAUCCCGAAACAUGACUUGGAAGGCCUCAUAUCUAGUGCUCUGUCCAAGUUCUCCGUGCCAGAUGCAGUGAAGAUGGUGCGACUGAAGGGCUCUCUGUCCAUCUUGGAACUGUUCCAUGGAAAGACGUUGGCGUUUAAAGAUCUAGCCAUGACCUGCACCACACGCUUUCUGGAGUACUUCCUGCGCAAGGACAACAGACGCGCCAUCAUCCUCGUGGGGACAUCUGGGGACACUGGAGGCUCAGCCAUCAGCAGUGUGUGUGAGCUUAGUGCGGUGGACAUAGUAGUGGUUUUCCCCCGUGGACGAAUCACUCAGGUGCAGGAGAGACAGAUGACCACUCACACAGAGGACAAUGUCCAUGUUUUUGCAGCGGAUGGAAGUUCGGAUGAAAUCGAGGUGCCUUUGAGGAAGCUGUUUGCUGAUCAGGACUUGGUGAAUCGCUAUGGUCUGAUGAGCCUGAACUCAGUGAACUGGUCACGCAUUCUGGUGCAGCUCGCUCAUUUUAUAUACGCCUACCUGCAGCUGAGUGGAGUUCGGGAUACAGACGGAGACAGACUACCCGCUCUGGAGGUUGUGGUGCCUACAGGAGGGGCAGGAAAUAUAACAGCUGGAUGCAUCGUAAAGCGCAUGGGGGUUCCUCUGCACCUCGUGGCCAUGGUGAACUCUAAUGACGUGGUGCACCGUGCAGUUCAGAGUGGAGAUUUCUCCAUGGCUGACAGUGUCAAGCAGACUCUGGCUCCAGCCAUUGAUAUUCAGGAUCCUUAUAACAUGGAGCGUGUGUUCUGGCUGUUAUCUGGAAAAGAUGGUGCUUUAGUAAAGAAGAUGAUGGAGCAGUUUCAGGACACUCACACACUCUCUCUACCUGAAACACUCCACAAAAAGUUGUGUUCAGUCAUGUGUUCAGGUUCUGUGUCUGAUGAGGGGAUAAUGGAGGCCAUAAAGAGGUGUUGGGAGGAAAAUCAGUAUUUGGUGUGUCCUCAUACAGCUGUGGGAGUCUGGCAUCACUACCACUGUCCUGUCCGCAAUGGGGAGAAUAGGUGUUGCAUUGCGACAGCUUCUCCAGCCAAGUUUCCCGAAGUGGUACAGAAAGCAGGCCUGACCAUCGACCUCCCUGAAGUGGUGAGGCAGCUGGAAACGAAGGAGACACGCUAUAAACAUCUGGAGCGAAGCGAGAACUGGGAAACAGCACUAAGAGAGCGUAUCGAGGCUAUCGGCUCUGCACGACAACAGGAAGCACUGUUUUAUACAGUAUAGCCAUGUUUAGUCACUGGAACGUUGUGGGUUCUAAUCUCUAUAUUAGUAUUCAACUACUCAAAUAUACAUUUGGGCCUUGAUUCACUAAAAAUUUGAGUGUAUAAAAACACAUGUGACCUUGAUAAAAAAAAAUUUGAAAAUUAAUUUUCUAAUGCCUUGGAAGAUUGUGUCUUUCAUAAGAGCAGUCUUGAAUGUGUUGCAUGGUUGGGGGUUUUCUAUACAUCUUAUUUUAGUAAUACACAAAACACACGUCAAUGCAGAUAGAUUAAUUAAGCACCCAUGGUGUGAUUUACUGCAGCCAAGUCACUUCAGGACCAGUAUUUUUGUUUAAAAUUUGAAAAUUAAUACCACCGAAGGGCAAGUAUGCAGUUUUAUGUAUGAUAUUUGCCAUAUGUUUGCACCUCCUGUUCCAACAGUAUUCAUGUGAAUAUGGUUUCUAACAUAUCUAUCAUAUAACAGAACUCACAGUCAUUUCUGCAUGCUUUUUGUUUUACAUUCAUAUUGUGUUUUAAACCAAUGAGCGUUUCAGUUCACUCUUCCGGGAGUCUCUUGGAGAUAACAUUUCUGCAUUUUCUAAAUCCCUUACAAAAAAUGCCAAAUAAUUGCACACACAGUUAACACUCUUUUUUUGAGAUUUUAGUAAAUCAGGGUCUUGUGUUGGAUUGUGUUGGACUGCCUCAUGUGUAUGUGAAAGAUUAAAAAAAAAAAACAUAUACCAAGUGAAUUGAAAAGGUACUGAAAAUGUUAGACUGUGCAGAAACUCUUUAAAUAUAAUUUAGUUUUAAUAAUUGCAUUUUUUUUUAUGUUUUGCUUUCAGAUUUGUUCCUGAUUAAAGAUUUGAUCAUAUAUUUUA